Molecule: messenger RNA, 663 nt
Organism: Lachancea thermotolerans CBS 6340
Lineage: Eukaryota; Fungi; Ascomycota; Saccharomycetes; Saccharomycetales; Saccharomycetaceae
Gene: CSM2
Product: Csm2p
Exons: 1
Coding region: 1-663 (220 amino acids)
Biological process (GO): recombinational repair
Cellular component (GO): Shu complex; nucleus
Source: RefSeq, a predicted model, not a curated record
AUGGAACCCGCGCCAGCCCUUUUGCCCAAUGACAAGGUUGUGCUUUGGUUCGACUCCGACGAGGAAUGUAUCUCCAAGAUGAUGGCAACAUUUCUCACCGUUGAUUCCGCAGAGCAGUCGGCCAAGACGCUGUACUUCAUCGAUGCGAUGGACCGCUUCCCCAUUAAGGAGUUCUGCAGGCUAGUUCCCCCUAAGGAGAACGCCGCAGUGUACGAGAACGUGAGAAUAAUGGCAAGUCUCGACAUGGAAGAGCUAUCCAGCGUAGUGAGCCAGGUGGUAAGUUCGGCACAAAUGUCACACUCUACGCGCCUGCGCGACCCCUCGGCCCCCCAGCCCCAGGUUUGCGUGGUUAUCCGCGGACUGGAUGUUAUUUUCCGCAAUACAGCUCUUAAAGACCAGGCCCGUGCUCACUUGCUGCUGAAGGACAUAAUGCUGCGAGUGCGCAUGAUGGCUAACACGGACCCACUGUUGCUGAAAGCGGUACUGCUUUUUGAAGUGCAACAAAAGCCGCGCGGAAUAAACCUUCCGGGCUCAAACGACUCGAGCCAAAACGCUCCUCCACCAUCCAAGAGGCCUCGCUCUGACUACCGUUCUGGUGCCCCGAACAACCUGAACUCAAUCGCUGUCUACUUAAUGAAGUUCUAUGCAGAUCGGGUGAUAUAA